This is a messenger RNA of Medicago truncatula (barrel medic), 3533 nucleotides long. RefSeq names its product F-box protein SKIP23. The record is from RefSeq and is a predicted model, not a curated record. The transcript has 3 exons. NCBI's taxonomy places the organism in Eukaryota, Viridiplantae, Streptophyta, Magnoliopsida, Fabales, Fabaceae. The coding region runs from base 2178 to 3278 and encodes 366 amino acids.
GAAAACACGUGAAAUUGUGAAACGGUCAACACUCUGCAACUCGCGAACCCUAGCAGCACCGUGUCUCUCCUCUUCUCCAUCUUCCUUCUUCAACUCAUCGCGGUUAUUUUUUCUAGUUCUUCAUCUUUGUUGUGAUUUUUUUAUUGUUCUUGAUUAUGCUUCUUUUGAUGGGAUUAUUGUGAGGUUGGUGAGUUACUGAGGAAACGAUAAUGUAUAUGAUUUGAAUAGCAUAAUAAUUUUAAAAAAACCACAUAAUUCAGUGUAAUUAUAUGUCUUAGUGUCGUGUCAGUGUUGGAUACAACACGUGUCCGGCACCAGACACAUGUAAUCCAAGAAGUGUCUUUGCUUCAUAGCACAACAAUAAAAUUAGAUGUGUGAAGCAACAAGAGAGUAGUAACCAAUAAUCAAAUAACCUCAAACAACAACCAUAGAACUAGAUAUAAUCUAGUAACCAAAUGUAAAAUAAAGAGAGAAGAGAAACACACACCAAGAUUUGGUCGGUUAGUUCGUUCUAGCAAUGAUACACGGCUGGAGGAGAAAGAUCUCUCCACUUUAUUGUCAAUGAGUUUCUUUACAAAUGAUUCAAAAGGGGUUACAAUAAAUUAGUUUCCAUAAACUUUCCAUGAACAAAUUGAAUUUCUACUCAUUUACCAAUUUUUUCCCAUCGGUGUCCAAAGACACUCAACCCUUAGCAUCUAUGUUCCCUAGAAGUUCACUCAUUUGGUUUGCAUUGUAGCCAAUUUUCAAAAUUUCAUUAAAUCAUCAAUUCUGAGUCACAAUUUCAAUACAUAAUGUAGAACAAGAGAAACACAAGAGAGAUUAGGGUGCGUGAUACUCAAACACUAACACGUCGACACCGAUAAAAUUUUGAGAGAAUAUCAUAAUUCAAUGUAAUCACAUUUCUCGGUGUCGUGACACGGACAUCGUGACACAUCUUUGAUCAGAAGAGUCGGUGCUUCAUAGAUAAGGGCUAGUUUGAAAUGUCACGUGAAGUGUGUUUUGGAUAACAUGUUUGUGUUUUGGAAAUACUCAGAUGAAAGAUGUGUAAUGUGCAAUUAUGAUAUCAUUUUCAUUUGAAUAGGAAUUAUAACAUUUAUAUCAUGAAACACAGAAACGGACACUAGACAUGAUAUAGACACGGACACGUCGACACCAAGAAUGGUUUGGGAAAAUGAAAUCAUUCAAUAUAAUCACAUGUGUCAGUGUUGGACACAAAUACGUGUCGGUGCUACAUAGCAUUUAUGUGUAGAGAGUGGUGUUAUGGUUUGUCAAGGUUGAUAAGACAAGAAUCAAGUUUGGAUUUGGCAAAUUUGAAACCAAAUCUAAGUCCUGUAUCUAAAAUGAUUUUGGGGAAUUCUGCGUAAAACUGAAUCGAGGAUAGAAUCAGUAAAAUCACCCUGUUAAUCUGCCAUGUUUCAGUAUUGAGCUUGAUUUUUGAGUUUGUAUAUUGUUUUCACUCAGAUAACACCGAAAUGAUCCUUAAAAUCUCAUGCCACAUAUUGAUUGUGACAAAAAAUGGGGUGAAAUUUAAUGAACAAUUUUCCUAUGUCAAGAUAGAGAAAUAUCUCAUUGUUUGAAUGUAAUAAUCCAUUCAUUAUUACACCUAAAACUUGACAUUUUUGCAUAUUGAUGCAAUUAUAUUUAGUUGAGAGUCGCAUUGCCUUGUUAUAGUAAAUUGAUUACAGUGUUUGCUCUUCUUAUUACAUGUUGAAGCUUUUAACUAUCUGUAGGCAAAAGCAAAUGAUGGAGAGGGUCCAGAUAUAUUCUGCAGUGCACCAGAAGGCGGUUCAAGUGGCCAUGUGGAGCCUUUAGCAGCAACACUUGCAGAGCAUCAGCAACAAUCGGCUAGCGCUCAGGUGCUCAUUAACCAACUCAAAGACAUUGCAUUAACAAGUCAGAAGUCCAUAUCAGAGUGUGCAGAAAAGGGGAGCUACUUGGCCUCCAGACAGACAAUCUUUCUGAUAAAGAAAUCUUUGGAGGCUCCUUCAAAUAACGAUUCGUCAAGUUCUGAAGGUGAUUAAAGAGCUAUUGAAAUCAUAUGAUUUUCAUGGUGUAUUCAAUGUUACGCAAAAAUAUCUCAUGGAUUCCUUAUAUAUAAAUAUAAAUUAUUAUAAAAGAAAAGAACGGGCAGAGUGGCAGCAGGGACUGGUGACGGAGACUUGAAGAAAAAGUGUGUGAUGAUGGAUGAUGACGCAGUUGACUGGCUAAAUCUUCCUCGAGAAUUAUGGUUAGUUAUUAUAUCCAAGAAUUUGAAUCCAUUUGAUGUUCUUCGAUUCCGUAGUGUCUGUGCUUUAUUGCGCUCUAUUCUUCCCCCUCCUUUUCCUUCUCCUUCUCAUACACUUCGCAUUCCAGAUGGUAAGUUUUUGCUUUUCACCGAAACCAAAAUAUUUCGCCUACAACCAUUAUUUCCAACUAGUUCUUCUAAUAAAGGGUGGAUCAUAAAGGUUGAAAAAUCGAAAUCUGGCAAACUUCGUCACUUAGAUGUUGUAACUAACACUCAUAUGUCACACACUUUCCCGUCUAAUGUGUUAGAUUUCAUGAACUUACGAGUUAUGGAAUUGUUUCAAGCAUAUACUAUCAAUUUUUCUAGAGAUGGAGGUGAUUUAAUUGCAUUUGAGCCCCUUUCUGAUGUUUAUAAAGUAGUGUUGUUUUCUGUUGAGGGUCCCGGUCAGAUGGUCUUUGCUCUUCAUCAAGAUGGAAAAUUGCGUGUGUCCAAUAUUGGAUAUAACAAUUUGAUUAUAGUGGAUGAUGGGAAUAGAAUCUAUAAUGACAUAAUCCUUUAUAUGGGAAAGGUUUAUGUUGUGGAUAAAAGUGGAAUUAUUUUCUGGAUCAAUUGUUCAUCCUUUAAGUUGGUUCAAUGUUCACCCUCCUUAAGUAAUGAUCGUAGCAAGAAGUGUUUGGUGGACUCACAUGGAAGUCUUUUUGUGGUUGAAAUGUAUUCUAGAAGAACUGGCGUGAAUACCUGCAAAUUACUCAUGGAUAUCAGUGUUUUAAACGUUGAUGGAGAAUCAAGUAGAUGGCUUCGUGUAACAGACUUGGGUGAUAAUCUGUUUGUUUUGGGUAAAGACUUAAACUUUUCAUUGUCUGCUAAUGAUUAUUAUGGAUUUGAAAGAAACUGCAUCUACUUCUGUUGUAUAGGCAGGACUGCUCGUUACAACUUGAAUAGUUCAGGAUUUAAGUAUGUUGAUGAUAUUUUUUGGCCUUGUUCAACUUUGUUCAAUUCUGAAAGCGUAUCAGAUCCAUUAAACAUUGAAUGUGCUGCAGAUCAUGAGCCCUAGUGCGUAAGGUGGAUAUGACCAACUCUGCAUCCUCUGGCAUCCGUUCUUAGUCAAUUGUGAUCUAUCCUUGGACUGCAAGUAAUUUAUGCAUUUUACAGUUGUAUGGAAAACCCACUUUAUUUUCUUGUACUGUGUUGUAACAUAAAUUGUUCUUUUUCUGAAUAUGGCUUGGUAAUUUCCAGUACUUCUGUUGUGCACAUUGACUGAUUAGUGGAAUAUGAUGUUUUUGAUUUUAUGACUCUAUUAUUUGUUUGU